AUGGAGGUAACCACCAGGAAAAACAAAAACAGAAACAGUCAAGUGGUUGGCGUUGGGAAGCAGCUGCAGGUGGAGGCGAUGUGCUUCUGUUGUGCAGUUGGAAUUAGAAGCGCAGCUGGAAUUGAGAGGCACGGGUCCAGUCAUUCUGUGUUGCUCAUCAGAGGACUGAAGCAGGCCCACCUGGAGGUAGCUGACACUUCCUUCAUCAUCGCCGUUUUUGGAGAGUGGUCAUACCCGACUUUUCCCCAGUUUCUCCCUGCCCAUUCACUCCCCAAGCCCGGUCACACCAUGAACUCGAUUAAAAGACAAGUGGGGGCCUUGGAGAAGGUAUUUGCAGAAGAUCUAGCAGACAGAGAAUUAAAAGAAAAUGGCCUUGCGGGCUACAACUGGGGUUGCGGUCAGCGCUUUGAUCAUGAGACCAAUUCCGAUGAUGCCUGUACAUACCACCCAGGUGUUCCAGUCUUUCACGGUGCUUCAAAGGGUUGGUCUUGCUAUAAGAGAAGAACAACUGAUUUUUCUGAUUUCUUAAGCAUUGUAGGCUGUACAAAAGGUAGACAUAAUAGUGAGAAGCCACCUGAGCCAGUCAAACCUGAAGUCAAGACUACUGAGAAGAAGGAACUAUCUGAAUUGAAACCCAAAUUUCAGGAACGCAUCAUUCCAGCCCCUAAGCCAGCAGAAGCAAUAAAACGGCCAAGCCCAGAUGAACCAAUGACAAAUUCGGAAUUAAAAAUAUCUGCCUCCCUAAAACAAGCACUUGAUAAACUGUCAUCAGGGAAUGAAGAAGAUAAGAAAGAAGACAACGAAGAAAUUAAGAUUGGCACCUCAUGUAAGAAUGGAGGGUGUUCAAAGACGUAUCAGGGUCUAGAGAGUCUAGAAAAAGUCUGUGUAUAUCAUUCUGGAGAAGCUAUUUUCCAUGAGGGGAUGAAAUACUGGAGCUGUUGUAGAAGAAAAACUUCUGAUUUUAAUACAUUCUUAGCCCAAGAGGUCUGUACAACAGGGAAACACAUGUGGACUAAAAAGGAAGCUGGGACGCUGGGCGCGGUAGCUCACGCCUGUAAUCCCAGCACUUUGGGAGGAUGAGAUGGUCAGAUCACCUGAGGUCAGGAGCUCGAGCCCAGCCUGACCAACACAGAGAAACCUUGUCUC
Pongo pygmaeus (Bornean orangutan) is the source of this 1146-nucleotide messenger RNA. Its product is annotated as cysteine and histidine-rich domain-containing protein 1-like. The transcript has 4 exons. The record is from RefSeq and is a predicted model, not a curated record. Lineage: Eukaryota; Metazoa; Chordata; Mammalia; Primates; Hominidae. The coding region runs from base 1 to 1080 and encodes 359 amino acids.